Molecule: messenger RNA, 6343 nt
Organism: Larimichthys crocea (large yellow croaker)
Lineage: Eukaryota; Metazoa; Chordata; Actinopteri; Sciaenidae
Gene: apbb2b
Product: amyloid beta (A4) precursor protein-binding, family B, member 2b
Exons: 19
Coding region: 355-3141 (928 amino acids)
Biological process (GO): regulation of DNA-templated transcription
Cellular component (GO): cytoplasm; nucleus
Molecular function (GO): transcription factor binding; amyloid-beta binding
Source: RefSeq, a predicted model, not a curated record
GAGAGAGAGAGAGAGAGAGGGGAGGAGGCGGAGGAGGAGGAGGAGGAGAAGAAGAAAAAAAAACGACAGGAGCGCAGCGAGGAGAGAGGACGUGAGCACACUGGGAGAGAGAGAGAAGAGGUGAGUGAUGUGGUAUGUCGAGAAUUCUCUCGCUUGAACACAGGGAGCAGCUCCUCGGCGGUUUGUUGAGUUAAAAAACGACGCUGCCGCUUCACUGAAGCCCUCGUGAUUGGAUGAAGAGAAAACCACCGACUACCAGCAUGGACGCGCUCCAUCCUGGAGUUUCCCACAAUCCUUAGUUCUCUGAUCUGCAGCUGAGUCUACUGAACCCUGAACCGUGACCAGCGCAAGUCUAUGACUGACUUCCUGUCAGGUGAUCUGUCUUGUGCCACGAUGAUGUCAGUAGAUGUGACCAAUCACAAUGGCCCCGCCGCCACACCUCCCACCUCGCUCAGCCUCCGCUCGUCACACAACCAGCUACUCAGCAGCGACGUGGUCAAACAGGGCUCCGCCACGCCUCCCAAGUGUCGCAAAAAGUACGCACUCACCAGUAUCCAGGCCGCCAUGGGCCUCGGUGAAGCGGUGCCACCUUCGUCGUCACCGGCGUCGUCCCCGUCGCAGUCUUCAACCCCCAACAACCCCAAACUGGCCAAGAACGGAGUCAACCAGCUCCGUAAAGCCGGACAGGAUCACAACAAAAACACAACCGGCCCCGACCCGACGGACCUGGAGUGUAAUUUAGAAACCGCAGCGGAUGACCUCAACGUCAACACAGCUGAGGAGCAUGACAGUCACACUCUCACCAAUAAUGACCGAGAGGAUGACGUCAUUAAGCUGGAUGUCGACCUACACCCAGACACGAGCAGUGACGCGGAGCCCGAGCAGAAAACUGAAUCAGACAUAGACUGUAACAUAAACACCACUGUGGAGCUCAAACUGAACGGCAACACAACAGAUCUGGGCUUUGACUUGAACAUUGAGACAGAGGAGAGCGAUGACAUCAGCAUCCUGUCCGAGAAGGAAAUGAUGUCAAAGAUGAAGAUCGAGGAAGAUGGAGAUGAGGUGGUGGCGGAGGAGCAGGAGGACGAGGAGAAGAAGCCUUUACUGAUGAUCAAAAGCGAGUCUCCCGUGAAGAACCACAAAGUUUCUUCAGGCCUGGAGCUCAUCUCUGACAUCCACUCCAACCUCAAGCUCCUCAAAUCGGGCAAGGACUCCCCGGUGCCUCCUCCUCCAUCUCCACCCAAGCAAGCAAGCCCAGAGGACACACCCCUGCUCUCCGUGGCCUCCUGCUCCUCCUCCUCGUCCUCCUCUCCAGAGACGAAGAAGGACAGAAGGACUGGUGCAAAAACAGACUGCGCUUUGAACCGCAUCCAGAAUCUGAACCCGAGUGACGAAGAGUUGAGUUGGACCACACUGUCCCAGGAGAGCAACUCCCCAGAGGAGACAGAUAUCUGGAGUGAGCAGUCAUUCCAGACAGACCCUGACCUGCCUCCAGGAUGGAAGAAGAUCACAGACAUGGCCGGUAUCUACUACUGGCACAUUCCCACAGGCACCACCCAAUGGGAGAGGCCCGCCACCCGCCCAGCACCCACCGGACAGACGGAGUCCCAGGCCCUCGGCGACCACACAACCUCCACACCGCGUAAACACUCUCUGGGCUCUCUCAGCCCCUCACCCACUCCUGAACACGAGUCAUGCCAGGCAGAGAUCUUCUUCAGGGCGUCAACUCGUUCGGGCAGCACCACGUCCGACAGCUCAGUGGAGCCUCUCUCCACUCACGAGCCCACCCUCACCACAUGCGGAUUCGUCAACAGCUGCUACUUUCCUCGUUCCACGUCUCUACAGGGGGUGCCCGAUCAGGAGUGUCGCUCUCUGCAUCACGAAGACGAGGACAAGAAACAGGUGUGGAGUGAUUUUGGCGGAAAGAUUGAUAGUGAAGUGUGGAAGGACCUGCAGGCAGCCACGGUGAACCCUGACCCCAGCCUGAAGGAGUUUGAGGGAGCCACUCUUCGCUACGCAUCUCUCAAGCUAAGGAACCGUCCAGCGGUGGAGGAAGAGGAGUCCAGCAGUGCCAACAGUGACCCAGAAGCAAAGUGCUUUGCAGUGCGCUCUCUUGGAUGGGUGGAGAUGGCCGAGGAGGACUUGGCUCCUGGAAAGAGCAGCGUUGCUGUCAACAACUGCAUCCGACAGCUGUCCUACUGCAAGAACGACAUCCGAGACACCGUCGGCAUCUGGGGAGAGGGGAAGGACAUGUACCUGCUGCUGGAGAACAAUAUGUUGAACCUGGUCGACCCCAUGGACCGCAGCGUGCUUCACUCUCAGCCAAUCGCAAGUAUCCGGGUCUGGGGCGUUGGCCGGGACAACGGCAGAGAGAGGGACUUUGCAUAUGUGGCGCGGGAUAAAAACACCAGGAUCUUGAAAUGUCAUGUGUUCCGCUGUGACACGCCAGCCAAAGCCAUCGCCACCAGCCUGCAUGAGAUCUGCUCCCGGAUAAUGACAGAGCGAAAGAAUGCCAAAGCGAUGGCAGGAGGUUCUCUCCAGGACAGGAUGCAGGCAGGACUAGAUCUUCCUUUACAAGCAGAGUUCCCCACACCAAAGACGGAGCUGGUUCAGAAGUUUCAGGUGCUCUACCUUGGGAUGCUGCCCGUGGCCAGACCAAUAGGCUCUACGCCAGGCAUGGACAUACUGAACGGAGCUAUAGACAGUUUAAUCGGGUCUUCCAACAAAGAGGACUGGACUCCGGUAGCCCUGAAUGUGGCAGAUGCUACCGUCACCAUCAGCAAAGACAAGGACGAAGAGGAAGUGCUGGUGGAGUGUCGCGUUCGCUUCCUGUCGUUCAUGGGCGUCGGGCGCGACGUGCACACGUUCGCUUUCGUCAUGGACGCCGGCGGCCAUCGUUUCGACUGUCACGUCUUCUGGUGCGAGCCCAACGCCGGGAACGUGUCGGAGGCCGUGCAGGCAGCUUGUAUGUUGAGGUAUCAGAAGUGUUUGGUGGCUCGCCCUCCCUCCCAGAAGGCCUGCGGCUCGUCGCCCCCCGGCGACUCGGUGUCCCGUCGGGUGUCGACCAGCGUGAAGAGAGGCGUCCUGUCCCUCAUUGACACCCUCAAGCAGAAGAGACCCGUCACUGAGUUGCCACAGUAACCGCGGUGGAGCCGAGCGCCACCGACUCCCUGCCACAACCCUCAGUCGCCAUGGUAACUAGUCGCAUCGCUGCCAAAAACCCGUCGCCACCACCACCGCCACCACCACAGACCCCAGUAACCAUGGAAACACAGCAAAGCCCUUGGGUUUGGGAAACCCUGUCAACAGUUCCUUCGCUUUUUCUGGAGUAAAAUUAGAAUUUCAGCAACUCGAGUCUAAUAACUGAGAUGAAUUAAAAAAAUAAAUAAAUAAACUCAUCAAGAAGGAAAAAAAACAAACAAACCCUCGAACGAUCAUCGUGACGGUGAUAGUGUACAUAGAAGUAACUCUCAUCCCUCCGCCUCGGCACGGAGGACGAGGACGAGAGGGACGCGAAAAAACUGAAGAAGUAGGAAGUGCUCGUGUGAUGAGCGAGCUCAUCGCUGCCCAAACUUGCUUCAUCUCUCCACGCUCUAAAUGUAUCCGUGUCCGUGCUGCCGGCAUGACCUCGCACACCUGGCCACACCCCCCUCCCUCCCUCCGUCACUCACCUGGUCGUCCUGUUAGUCUGCAGUGGCUUUUCCCCCUCUCUGUCGCUCUUUCUCAGUAGACUAACGUAAAGGAAAAGGAAUCAUGAAAGUUGCUACAGACUGGAAGAGAUCUGGCCGUCAGUCUACACACACGCACACACACACACACACACACACACACACACACACACACUCUAACCCGUUCAACUUAUCCUGCAUGAACUUUUUAUAUAAACGUGAAUCAUCCUAGACAAUAUUGACACACUGCUGCUGCUUUCAGAGACUGAAGGGGGGAGAAAAUCCGAAGCCACGUCGUCGUUUGUUUUUUUUCUUAUCAUUUCCUUCUGCGCAAGAAUCGGCCUGGAGGGUCUGAACGAGCGGUGACCUUUCACCCGAAAAACAUCCUUCACACACCCUUUUUUGUUAUCCCCUCGGAAAAUGACAGAUGAUAGCCAUAACGGAGGAGGAGACGCAGGGACAAGGCAGAGUGUCACCCCUCCGUCCUCUGCUCUCUGGUAAACAGUACUUAGACUGCUGAGACAUCAGCAUGCUGCUGCUGCCGCCGCUGCUCUUUGAUGCACAUGCUGGAGGAAAAUUAUGACCGAUUAUUCAUUCAAACCCCACCUCAGUAUGUGUCCCCGGAGACUUCCCACCAAGAAAAAAAAAAGGGGGGGAUCGGCAACACGUGAAACGCUCGAGGAAAUCGCGCAAAGAAGAAGAAGAAGACCUUAGGAAUGUGUUUUUGUACCCGGGUAUGGUGGCGAUGAUUGUGCCCACGGCUCUGAACUGCGCGCGAGAGAGAGAGAGACAGGUUUCACCUUCAGCCUCGGCUGCCAACAGAGAGACAUGUUGACUCAAAUUAACAGGACUUUCCUGGGCUGCUAUCUGUCUGUCUCCAGGGUUCUGUUCACUUGAAUGUGCUUUCUCUGUUUUACUUUCUGUUUUCAUCAGUGCCACAAGAAUCACUUCUGUUCUUCUUCUUCGUUUCUCACACAGAUCUCAAUCCAACGCUGCCAGCUCCACAUAUCUGACACGCUUACCUGUAUGCUGAUAACUAAUGAAGUCCUUUUUAUUGCCACUAAAAUCAUAAACACGUUUUCCCUGUGGUAGUUGUCGUGGAUGUAGCUGACCGUUGGCUAAACCUCUCCAGCUUACGGAGCGUGAAAGAGGCCGAUACUCGACAUGUAAAUAGUUUGAAAGGGUUGUAUAUUUUUUUUAUAUAUCGUCUUUGCAAAAUGAAAAACAUGAGCAAAAAAUGUAGGAAAUGAAUUAAAACUUUGUAAGGUGAGCUACAGAUUAUGUAACAGGUUACAUAACAAAAACUAGUUUACCUUCUCACAACAUCUCCCUCACAACCUGAAGACAUUCACUGUUUGGAAACAUGAACAAUAAAACCUGAAUCUGUCUUGGUCGUUUGAGUAUGUUAAACAGCCAAACAGGGUCAUGUUUAAAUUAUAUUUCCUUUAUCACACAUGUACUUGUGUACUAAUACCAGGACUACAGCUAUACUCCUGACUUUUACACAGAUUAUCAACUGUUGAGGAGUCUAACCAAAACAUGUAGCUUUAGUCUUUCAGCCUGAUAUUGUGUCAUCAACUGAACACAAGAAUCUAGUUUAAAAACUCAGCCAGAGGCUGUGUAUUAUUAAUAAAUGUGCUCGUGACAGCCGAAAUUUAGAGUCUGCUGCUUUUACAAUCACUGUUAAUUCAGAAAUCAGUGCGAGUAAUCAGUCCGCCCCGCUUUUUAAACGUCCCGUUAACGGAAAGCCUGGCACCAUCGAGCGGCGAGGCUUGGCGAGCGGUCACGUCGUCAUGCCUGUAGUUAGCAGAACCAGCAGUGUGAUUGAGAUCUUGUUGAGAAUAUUCAGCCACGUCAACUUUUUUUUUUGUCACAAGGAUGUUGAAAUGUGAAUGAAAUGAUAAAAAUACGCGUGUACAUAAUAUCCAUUUAAUGUAACAUCCGGCAUUAAUCGUUGUUAUAAGCUAUGUUUUCAUUUUGAAUGUCUGUAGUUUUCUAUUAUUUCCUUGUAAUGAAUUUUUUUGAGAACUCACCAAAUGGCCAAAGUGUAAAAUACUGAUAUACAUUGUUGUAGAUAAGAAAAAAAAUACGAGAGCAAAUAAUGAGACGGAGGACGAGCGGCGAUUGGAAAAGUUUCACAGUUGUCAAUUAAGUUGAUGCUGAAUUUAACUGAGCAAUUAUCUAUGCAUUCUUUUGAUCUCGAGAAGUGGAAAGUCGUAAAAAGCCUUGCAUGCCCUUGGACGGUUGAAAGAAAACGACUGUAUGUACUGAACAGAAAUAUUUUUUAUUUUAUUUAUUCUAUUUUAUAAAGGUAUAUACUGAUUUUAUUAGUUGGGGCAAGUUAAGUCUCUUGACUGUGUGUCAUUGUCUCAGUCCCUGGUUAACUCACAAGGCUACAACGAGCUCCGCUUCGCAGAAACAAGCAGAUAUCUUCACCUUGUACAGUGCACUGAGAGCUGGGAGUCCACUGCUGGUCUGAGGAGUAAAGAGGAGCAGGAGGAGGAGAAGGAGCAGUGGACUCCCAGCAUCUCUGUCAAGCUCACACAUAAACAACAACAACAAAAUCACACACACAUUUCCCACAGAUGGACGUGUUGGCUUCCGUUUGCUGCUCACUGAUUUGUACACUUUACCGAUGUAACCAAUUGUGAGAAUAAACAGCAUUAUAAAAGAGA